Messenger RNA from Blastomyces gilchristii SLH14081, 2045 nucleotides. RefSeq names its product aldo-keto reductase. Gene Ontology annotation, molecular function: aldose reductase (NADPH) activity. Bases 439 to 1416 code for a protein of 325 amino acids. NCBI's taxonomy places the organism in Eukaryota, Fungi, Ascomycota, Eurotiomycetes, Onygenales, Ajellomycetaceae. The record is from RefSeq and is a predicted model, not a curated record. The transcript has 2 exons. Gene Ontology annotation, cellular component: cytosol.
UCUUCUACAUACAUCUAGACUGGCCGUGUGAUCAUGCAUGAAAUCAAAGUCAAAAUAUUUGAUAGUUUCAUUAGGAAGGCUUUCUGAAGCUGUCAUUCCAGCAUACCCCCGCCCAAGGUUGAGUACUCCGUAGGUGGUCAGGGAAAUAGUGAGAAAUACGAGGCACCAAGGAGGAAAAAAAGCCAUAUAUCAAGCUCCCGAAAGCCAGUAUUUACCAAGGCACCGGGAUCUGAGCUUCUGCUGGUGAAGAAGAGAGUCCAGGCGGCGGAAACGGGAAAAGAGGGUUUCCAAGGUUUGGGGCAGAUCGUUUAUCAUGUAGCAGCAACCUAGCCAUCAUGCAUUAUUUAACGAUUAAUGCUAUUUAUUUACUCCAUAAUAUUCAGUAUUCAGUACAACAUCAAGUACAGUACAACAAUCACCUGCUGAGAUCUCCCCCAGAUGUUAAAACCUUCAACUGGCAAAAUGGCAUCUGUAUCGCGAUGGGAAAAGCUAUUGCUUCGCCCCGCACUGUCAAGUGCGACAGCGACUCUGCCGGCGCCAACAGCAAUCCCGAUAUUUGUUUAUGGCACCGCGUGGAAAAAGGAGCAGACAGCAGAUUUGGUCUACCAGGCGCUCUCCGCUGGGUUUAAAGGCGUAGACACAGCCGCCCAACCGAAGCAUUAUCGAGAGGAUCUAGUUGGCGAGGGCCUACGAAGGGCGUUGGCGGAGGGCAAAGUAAAGAGGGAGGAUCUCUAUGUACAAACCAAAUACACGCCAAUUGGAGGUCAAGAUCCCCACUCGGUCCCCUAUGAUCCCUCGUCUCCAAUUGCAGCUCAGAUUCAUUCCUCCGUCAAAUCGUCGCUAGCAAACCUCCGCUCGCGCGAAGAUACAAGCUCAGAAACGGACACCUACCUCGAUGCACUUGUCCUGCACAGUCCCCUCCCAACCAUCAACGAGACACUCGAAGCCUGGGCAGCGUUAGAAGAAUACGUCCCGCACAAGAUACGAAACCUCGGCAUCUCAAACUGCGACCUCCGCGUCCUCAAGGCCAUCCACAGCUCGACCAAAGUGAAGCCCGCCGUCGUCCAGAACCGAUUUUACCCAGGCUCAAAGUUCGACGUGGACCUGCGCCAAUUCUGCCGCCAGAACUCCAUCGUAUACCAGUCGUUCUGGACGCUGACUGCAAACCCGGAGCUGGUAUGGUCGACUGAGGUCGGUCUGUUGAGCCAGCAGGCCCGCAUCAGCCCGCAGGCCGCGCUGUACUGCUUGGUGCUGGGCCUGGGAGACACGGUCAUGCUCAAUGGAACGAAGAAUGAGGGUCGGAUGCUGGCCGAUCUUGCUGCGCCCAAGGCCGUGGAGGAGUUUUCGUCGAAGUAUCCAGAGCAGUGGGAUAGAAUACUGGGGAGGUUUAAGAAGAAGAUUGGUGAGACGGAAUGAAAAAAGAAAAAGGGGAAGGGGAAGGGGAAUGGGAAAGAGUACAAGAGAAACGAAUACAAGAGAAAUUCUACCUAGAAGUAUGAUGAAGGCGCUAGCUGCGAGAAGAAUGGGCGACUGUCUAUUCUCUUUGUGUGAAUUGCACCAUUGUUGUGCUAGCUGUGAGGUAGGACUAUUUAGACAUUCUUUUUGGUAAAGCAAUUGUAUGCAAUUCUGAUACAGUCACUUGAGACAAAAGGUCUUGUCUAGCUUGUUGCUGGUGGUGGAUGUUGACUGUGCCUUGUGGUUAUACCCCAUAUCACUACCUAAAAUGAAUGAUGAUAUCUAUGCAAAGACAGAAUAAAAAUUGAGACUUAUUUCAUAUUUAUUUCUAUUGAUGCCUUACAGUCUUAUUCAAAUGAUUUGCUUUUCUUUCUUUAAAUUUAAAUUCUGCUGAGAUGUUUUAAAUAAAUGAAUGUAUAAACUAUAUAUUUAUGAGCUGCAAGAUGUAACUAACUAGUUAACUAUUCAGUUUAGAGUUGUAAAUCAUUUCACAGCUUCUCUAUUUCUUUAGGAAGAGAGAUACUCAGCAAAGACAUACUGUGUAUUUCGAUUUCUUUCUCUAGCAAUAGUCCAACUAGAUUGUUCACUUC